This is a messenger RNA of Entelurus aequoreus (snake pipefish), 1879 nucleotides long. RefSeq names its product sosondowah ankyrin repeat domain family Ca (gene sowahca). The transcript is spliced from 4 exons. The record is from RefSeq and is a predicted model, not a curated record. NCBI's taxonomy places the organism in Eukaryota, Metazoa, Chordata, Actinopteri, Syngnathiformes, Syngnathidae. Gene Ontology annotation, molecular function: protein binding. Bases 131 to 1669 code for a protein of 512 amino acids.
CGCCCACGGAGGACAGCAGCUGAGGAUGAAGAUGCUGUCACGGGCUUGUGACAGCAAAAUGACAAGCAAAUGAUUUGUAAACGUUCCGGCGUCAUGUGAUUCAUUUAUUCGGUGGUCAGAAGAGAUAUUGAUGGCGUCCCGGUGCACGCUUGAGGCCGUGCGGGAGUUCCUCACGGAGCGGGGAGGGAGGGUCCGCCAGUCCGAGCUCACCGAUCACUUCGCGGCCACGGCGGCGGACCUGAGGCGCAUCGUGGACGCGCUCGGCGUCGUGGGAGCGGAAGGCGGCGUGGAAUUUGUCAGUCUCAACGUGGAUCGCAGCCAAACGUCGCCGACGCCCGUGCGCGUGCACGCCGAGGGCCACGGUCACGCCGCGUGCAACGGGCACGCGCACCAGACACCGGACAACGACACCCGAGUCAACCGUGACGACGGACCGCAAACAGAAGCUUCCAGUCCGCCUGCCUCCAACGUGGAUGAUGUCAUCAGGCCACCUGCAGACCCCGCCCACCUGACCAAGACCAUCACGACUUCCCUGGGAGCAGGUGAGGUGAAGCUGAGAGAGAGGAGGAGGCGAGAGUCCGCCCCGGUUAUCGGGGUCUCGGACCCGGACCACCACGCUACAGGCUCCCACGGACAACAAGUCCGAGGAGCCCGCCGCGUGUCCAGAGGGUCCCAGCGAGCCAUGCUGACCAGCUGCCUGUCUGAGGACAGCUCCAUGGAGGGUCUGGACCUCCGACUGGACGUCAACACCCCCAAGGGGAGUCGCAGGAACUUCAUCGAGCUGAUGAUGAAUAGUUCUCCUCAGGUGCGCAGGUCCCUCGUCAAUCGAGGUCCGCGUCUGCGAGACUCGAUGAGGAGCGACGGCGACUCCUCGUCUCUCCUCUCCUCCGCCACCGACGAGGACUGCGCCUCGGUGACCUUGGACCCGCUGGAGCACGAGUGGAUGCUGUGCGCCUCGGACGGCCUGUGGGAGAGCCUGCAGCCCCUGCUGGCCGUGGAGGCGGGGCUCGUGGCCAAGAGGGACUUUGUGACGGGCUUCACUUGCCUCCACUGGGCGGCCAAGCAGGGCAAGGCCGAGCUCCUCUCGCGGCUGCUGACCUUCGCCAAGGACAACGGCGUGCCCGUCAACGUCAACGCCAGGUCCAGCGCCGGGUACACCCCUCUGCACCUGGCGGCCAUGCACGGACACACUCAGGUGGUACGCGUGCUGAUGUCUGACUGGGAGGCGGACCCCGAAGCCAGAGACUACAGCGGCAGGCGAGCCACCCAGUACCUCCCCGCGCUCCCGCCCGGAAACCCGCAGGAGCGCGGAGCGGCCAAGUCGCCAGGAGCCGAGUCGGACGGCGAAAAUACGGGCGUCGGCAGCUGGGGGCGCGGCUGGCGUUUCCCCAAAGUGCUCCAGGGCAGCCUGAACCCGCUGCGUUUCCUCAACUCGCCGGCCGCCGGGGGGACCGCAUCCCCGGAGGCGGUAGGUAACGGGAGGACCAAGGGGGCCGGCAUGCUGAGGAAGUCGUCUCUGAGCAGGCUGAACGCUCGGCUGCAUCGGGGCCGACACAGGGCCCAGAUCAUACACAGCGCCUCCUUCAGGGACACGGGGGAAGUGUGGGGAGGGGAGGAGCUUCCCGUCAGCCCCGUAAGAACACGACCGCUCUCCAACCUGUUCGGGUGACUGCUCAGAUUCAUACUUUAUUGUACAGCAACACAACUGCAUAGUUUACUGACUAAAGCCAAACAUUCCCUUUUUUAUUUAACUGUAUCUACUUUAUUUUGACAGAAACAUUCUUUUUUUUGUCUUUUUUUUUUUUAGGAGAAACAUUACUUUUUUUUUCUAUUUCAAUUUUCUCAAUUUCCUUGGCAAAACAUUCCUUUUUUUUAUUUU